Molecule: messenger RNA, 3747 nt
Organism: Mobula hypostoma (lesser devil ray)
Lineage: Eukaryota; Metazoa; Chordata; Chondrichthyes; Myliobatiformes; Myliobatidae
Gene: ccdc92ba
Product: coiled-coil domain containing 92Ba
Exons: 4
Coding region: 258-1121 (287 amino acids)
Source: RefSeq, a predicted model, not a curated record
UUCCGGUCACGUUGCACCGUGUUUACGGCGGUGGAUCAGCUGUUCGGGCGCUCUGUCCUUCACACUCCCCAACGUGGAAUCGCGCAGUUCGGCCGGGAGUAUUUCCUUGUCUCUGCCCGCUCCCGCUCAGCCCCGGGUCGGCGAAGCUGGGGAUGGGCGCUGCGCCGUCAACACAUUAUUGUGUGUCUUUGUUCUGACCGGGAUCUCUCUCUGUCUCUCUCUCUCUCUCUCGCUCGCGGAUUGUCACCUCGGUGACCAUGGAGACCUCGUCUUUGGAGCGCCAGCUUCAGAGUGUCCAGCGGAACAUCGCCUUCCUGAAGGGAGAGCACAUGGACCUGCUGCACGGCCUGCACAUGGAGAUUCUGCAUCUGCAGAAGCGCUGCAGCGAGCUGACGUAUGAACUGACAUCAAAGUCAUCAAAAAAGGGCCCGUCAGACGAGUGUGAGCCACGGCUGGACUGUGCGCCCAUCGAGGCCCAGCUCAGGGAGAAGGAGCUGCAGAACGCGGUGCUGAGGAGGGAGCUCCGCCGCAAGGAGGCCCUCAUCUCGGCGCUGGAGGAGAGCAUGCGGAGGAGGGAGAGGCUCUUCCUGGAGGAGCUCAAGAGGCGGAGCCACAGGAUGGCCGUGCUGAACCUGGAGCUGCAGAAGCAGUCGGAGGCGGCGGCGCAGCUCUCCCUCCAGCUGCAAAGCGUCAGGCAGCGGCUGAGCAGCUCCAGGCCAACGGAGCGACCUUCGGGCAGGCCGCCCGACGAGGCGAUCCCCGCCUCUCCGGUUUACACCUCGGUCGCCUUGAGGAGGAGCCACAGACCCCCGUGCAGAGCCACCGGCAUCAGCCGCAGAGACUCCGCCCAGCCGAGGACCCUUCCCAGAUGGGAUCCCAUGCCCGACCCUGCUCUCUUCCUCCAGGCCAAGCGGCAGCACGCCCAGCGACAGGGGCAGCCGGCCGCAGCCAGCCAGCCCUGCAGGCAUGCCGGUGGCGGCGGACCCGGGACAGCGCAGCAUUCCCUCGCCAGAACUGUGACCCCGGCUGGCUCGACGUGCUCCGACCUCCUGGGGCCACCGGCUGAGACAGAGAUCCCGCUCACCGACGAGGAAAGCAAUGGCGAAGACGUGCAGAAGUGACGGGACAGCGGGUGCCCACCCUCUGCAAAAGGGGGUGAGAGAGUGGGGGUCUCCCCCCACUCCCAGGUCGACGGCAUUGACACGGCGCCUCGUUUCAGAGACGCCCGCAGCCCAUUUGGGUGAAGUUUCAGGAACCCUCACACCUUCGGCCGACAGCGGUGGAGCGAAUGAGCAGCCGUUCGUCACCCUCGCAGUCUGGUUUUUGUUUUAUAUAAAACACUCUAUUAAUCUCAGACCUAGCUAUCUUGGGUCAAACAACAGGAGGGAACAGCAGCCUCUUUCAAACAGAAACCUGAUAAGUGCUCCUGUCAAAAGACAGGAAGCGGAAUCACCAUGAUUUAUUAAACCAAAUCAGCGGGUGACUCUUUGUAAUAAAUAUUUGAAAUAUCAAAUUAUCAAAAAGUUGAUUUAAAAUCAAAUCUGCGUUACAAAAAAAAAGCUCCAGAUACGCACACUCCUCGACGUUGUGCUGCAGAUAGAAUUCUGAUGGAAAUCGCGGACACACUUGAAAAACUGCAAAUCAGUAAAAAAUACAAUUAUGUGGAGCUUACAGAGACGAGCGACAGAACGCACCGAAUGCACAGUCUCUCCACUGUCGAACUGAGCGGCAGCAGGACUCACCUGGUGUUUUAGUUAACACCAGCUAGGCUUUAAAAAAGCCUUAAAAGGGAACAACAUGAACAGCUCUGCGGAAGAACGACGUUGGCAUCCUUCCAAAUUCGUGCAACUGAUUUCCCACAAGUAGGGGUGUAGGAGAUCCUUUAGUUAGAUAACUUUGCGUCUGUUCUCUGCAAUUAUCUAUGUCUGAGGUCAGACCUCAGAUAUUACAGAUAGCUUCGCGCAAGACAAUCAUUAACAUACAUCCCUCUCUGUUUCUGAUCUUGGCCCUGCAAAUAUUUUCCAGUCAUGAACAGAUUAUAAUCCACUCCCUGAUCCGUAAAUGUUAUGACCUUAAAAAGGCGCAGGUUAAUUCCCAGUGCACUUUACCAACCUGUCCUCACACAUAGGCAUCUUACUGCCUCACAAGAUCCACUAUACAAUAUAAUGGGUUAAUCGUUCCUCAAAAUCAAACUUUACUACUGGAAAGCUAAUAAAAUUUAAACCAAUCAGAAACUACUUUGCUGAUAACCCUUCAUCCUAAUUGGCUUAUUUUUCAGCAGCUGAACCCCAUUAUCAGCAUCAGUACCACUCACAAACUUUAGAAUGUCUUCUAGCUCCAUAAGGCUAGCAAUGAAGAUGGCAGGGAAUCCAUCUAUUGUUUUUUAUAUGUUUGUUACUGAACAGAUUCACUGAGAGCCCAGUAAAUGUUCUGAUCGCUGUUUUAAUGUCUAACCCUGAAAACCUGAUGUUAACUUACUGCCCAUUUACGCCGCUGGUGUUUUGGGCAAUAAUGAAGGUCCUCUAUCUCUGUCCCUCCAUAUUUGCAUACAGAUAUUGCAGGAUUCUUCAUUGCUGUUUCCGUAACAGUUGUUUUUUGACGAGUUAGGGUGGUUAGCUUCAAGCUGAAUCCUUGAACCUGUGGACCACUCUUGGUCUGGCCUCUACCUUUUGAUCUGUUUGGCAUGGGUGACCCUCCCAAGAACUAAAGCACAAGGCCCUGACUCCAGCCAGCAUAGCAAUCUGGGUCAUUGAAGCAUGCAAGCCUCCAAACACUAUGACAAGUUUAGGGGGGUAUAUUAAUGAUCUGACUUCACCAGAAAUACCCAUAAUCUUAAAACAAAGGGUUGGAGAAGAAAUCUCAGUUCAGCAAAGGGUUAACACAUCUAAUAAGUCAUCUGCCCACUGGUCUUCGCUGGAAUGGGCCAGUGUCCUUCAUAUCAAUUAUGAAUAAAGGCGCAAUGAUAAGCUCUUUCAGCAUUAACAAGGUAUAUAUCUAGAAGUUUUUGCCCAUAGUUUUAUUGACUGUGGUACCAAAAUUUGUAAAUGCUGGCUUUGAUACUGUAGUUACUGCACUGUAAUUGAAUUUCUACACUUUCUUCAUAUGAAAACAUCUAUUGCAGCUAUAUUUAGCAAUUUUAUCUCUACAGAAAGAUUAAAAAGAAUAAAGCAAUGUACCACCUUCAAAAGGUGUGUUCCAAUAGGAGCAUAUGCUCCGAGUCAGAUGCCCAAAAAUCUUUCAUGUGGUCUUAUUGGUCAUUUUAUUCCCCCUGUUGGGUAGUGAGGUGGAGAUACGUCUCUAUAGAAGGAGGUGUAAAGUCUGCAGGUCAUCCUUGGGCAAGGUGUGGCACCUGCUUCAUCCCCGAUCAGGGUCACGCGAAGCCAUAGCAGCAGGUGGUGGGGGUUGUAUCAGCAGCUGGUGCUUAUCUCAAGUCCUGGUUAUGUGACCAGUGAAGCCAGGCAGACUAUCUCUGAGGAGUAUUGAUAAUGGCUGGGAUCACCUGUCAUGUGAAGACACUGCCCAGAAGAAGGUAAUGGCAAGCCACUUGUGUAGAGAAAAUUGCCAAGAACAAUCAUGGCAGUGGACAACACAUAAAGAGGACGACUGCCAAGUUGUAGGGGUAUUUGCAGGACAAAUAGAACAAAAGGAAUAUGCAUUAAUUCAAAAGGAAAAUGUGUUAAUUAACAGAUUCUACAGAUGCUGGAAAUCUUGAGCAACACCCACAAAACGCUGGAGGAACCCAGCAAG